This is a messenger RNA of Harpegnathos saltator (Jerdon's jumping ant), 4906 nucleotides long. RefSeq names its product coiled coil domain containing protein Alhambra (gene Alh). The record is from RefSeq and is a predicted model, not a curated record. The coding region runs from base 66 to 3248 and encodes 1060 amino acids. Gene Ontology annotation, cellular component: nucleus. Gene Ontology annotation, molecular function: histone binding; nucleosome binding. Gene Ontology annotation, biological process: regulation of transcription by RNA polymerase II. Lineage: Eukaryota; Metazoa; Arthropoda; Insecta; Hymenoptera; Formicidae. The transcript has 13 exons.
UCGAAGCACGCGAUUCGCCUAGCUCCUCAUGCUAGUCUCGUCUUCCGAAUUGCUUGGGGCACAGCAUGAAGGAGAUGCUCGGAGGGUGCUGUGUGUGUUCUGACGAGAGGGGUUGGACCGAGAAUCCACUGGUGUAUUGUGAUGGACAGGGCUGUACUGUUGCCGUUCACCAAGCGUGUUAUGGCAUUGUUACUGUACCAACGGGACCAUGGUAUUGCAGGAAAUGUGAGUCGCAGGAACGUAGUGCACGUGUGCGAUGCGAAUUAUGUCCAAGUCGGGAUGGAGCCCUUAAAAGGACAGACCAAACUGGAUGGGCGCAUGUUGUAUGCGCUCUAUAUAUUCCAGAAGUUCGAUUCGGUAACGUGACUACAAUGGAACCAAUUAUAUUGCAGCUUAUCCCUCAAGAGAGGUUUACCAAGUCAUGUUACAUCUGCGAGGAACAAGGAAGAGGCAACCGAGCAAACGUAGGAGCAUGCAUGCAAUGUAACAAAACGGGCUGCAGGCAGCAGUUUCAUGUCACAUGCGCACAGGCUCUAGGCUUGCUCUGCGAGGAAGCUGGCAAUUAUCUUGACAAUGUAAAAUAUUGCGGAUAUUGCCAACAUCAUUAUUCGAAAUUGGUUGGUGAUUUGAUAAUUACUUCAGCGUCGCUCUCUCUGAAGAGUGGUUACUGCAUAACACGCUCGUCUGGGUUGCAGAAAAAAGGCGGUAAUGUGAAAACGAUACCGCCUUACAAGCCGAUACCCGCCGACAACGGCUCGUCGGACUCGUCGCCGGAGAAGGAAGCGGAAACGCCGAUUAAAACGUCGGGCGGCAAGCGGAAGAGCUCGAGCUCCAAGUCCACGACGAAUUCCAAAAGUAAAUCGAAUGCUAGUCCCAGUUUAGAGAUAAACGGCGUCGCGGACGACAAGAGUGGCAGCGGUCGCAAUACGCCCAAAGAUAAUUCCACGAGUUCCAGCAAGUUCACGACCUCCAACUUCGUCGAGACCAUCGUCACACAGUCGGAGAGCGUGUUCGGACACGACGGCGCCGCUAUCACGGUCGCGGCGGCGGCGGUGGCAGCAACUACCGUUUCCGCGAUGAAGACAGGCCCCGGCAAUUCCAACACUGCGCACAAGAACAUCGGUCAGACCAAGUCCAACUCUUCGACUUCCGGCAAGACGUCGAGUCACACUAGCAAAAAGAGGAAGACCGGAGCGCGCACACCGACCGUCAUAGGAAACGACAACUCGAAUCAGUCUGCGAGCUCGGAAGCCAGCGGGUCGGUCGUGGUCGCCGUUAGCUCUGUGAUGCAGCAGACAGUCCCUAGCAAUAACAUACAGCCGACAAUCAUCGAGGCCACUAGCCUGAGUACUACAAUAGAACCGGAAAAAAUGAAAAAAGUAAAGGUCGAAAGCCCGAUUCAAUCGUCUUCAAGCACACCAAUCGCCACGGAGGCAAGCACUACACCUGUGAUAAUGGCGAUGACGCAGACCCAAUCGUCAGUUCUUACCCAAUCGCCCACUACUUCGUCAAAUAGUAUAGUUGUCUCCGUGCCGUUGACUGCCACCUCACUUCCCAAUACAGUCCAGAGCGUGGUGACGAGCGCACCCACUCUGUAUCAACAGCUGCAGCAGAGUAUAAUCACCACAGCCGCCAAUACCGAGCCGCGAUCCAGCGCGAUGGCGUGUACCGAGAGAUUUCCCAUGGAGGAAAUGCCAGUGAAACGGUCUCGAUCUCAGUCGUCAGACAAGCAGGAGAAGGCUCGCAAGCCGAAGCGCGGCUCAAGCAACCAAGCGUCGAUUCAGCAAUCGCAAACCACUGCAUCGUCCGUCGUCACAUCUGUACCCAGUGCCACGGUUAUGACAACGUCCAAAAGAGGCGGCAGAAACAAUCAUCAGACUCCUCCGCCAGCAAUCACAAUAGCCCCGGUGCCGUCGAUAAUACAAGGCCCUACGUCAGGUAGCGGGCACUUUAGUGGCGUCGGAACAAGCCUCACAAGCACUAUCGGAGCCGCUACUGUCAAGGAAUCGCCGCCCAGCAGUCCUGGUUCGGAAAGUAUGAGCAGUAGCGGCCCGGGAAGACGAAAGAGGAAACUGAACACCACUACCAUGUCUAUGCCGUCCGCGUCGACUACGCCCACCACUCUCGCCAAUACCGCGUUGAAAGAGGAGAACAACGUGAAAUUGUUUCAAAACGGAGUGAGCGCACCACACAUGCUGGGCAAUCAAUUGAAUCCCACUUCGACGAUGGCGCAGAAAAUGUCGGAUACGCUCUCACAAGAGCUCGAGGCUCAUUCCAUCUUCACGGAAGCGAGCAACUCCAAUGUGAAUCUGGUGGGACCGCAGCUGCACAGCCGAGUGAUCGCGUCUAUACGGUCGGGUCAGUCGGUUGCGCCGCCUACUUCGUUCUCCUCGGUGUUCUCCACGAGCGGCAACAACACGAACACUGGUAUGGCUAAUACUAGUGGCACUCUAGGUGGUGGUGCGAUCCCGCAGUCGUUGGAUCAGCUCCUCGAGCGGCAGUGGGAACAAGGCAGUCAAUUCUUAAUGGAGCAAGCCCAGCAUUUUGAUAUCGCGUCGCUACUUUCCUGCCUACAUCAGUUGAGAGCUGAGAAUCUUAGGCUAGAAGAACAUGUAAAUAAUCUACUGCAGAGGAGAGACCACUUAUUGGCUGUGAAUGCUAGGCUCGCUAUACCAUUGACGACUCAGCCAAGUUCACAUCCAGUGAACAACAUACACCCGACGGUGAAUCCGUCUCACCCCAACGUCUCGCAUCCGGAAGUGCCACCCGGUGCGCCGGCUCCAGUACCAAGAGUGAAUCGCGAGGCGCGAGUAAACAACACGUACAUGCCGCAUUCAAGUUCCGCCAGUCAUCCGACAACACUAGAGAACGGUCUGCCACCGGAUCCUUCUCCACCCGCGGCGGCUUCUUUGUCGCAGUAUCAGCAUCGGGGAUCCCUUGUCGCUCCGCAACCGAGUCCCACAAUAAGGCACAGUCCAGCCGCUGGUGGGUACCUUCAAGGUCAGCCGAGCAACAUAGUAUCUCCGGCUCCAGCUAACACUUCCGGUAUAGUGCGAAACUCAUCCGUCACGCCGGAUCCGUUACGCGGAGUGCCAAGGUCUGCGGCGCAAUCGUCGAGUAAUUACAUGCCGCCGAUGUAUCAGCCAACUAUGCAGAGUCUCACCAGCAAUCAAGUAGGUAGCGUUCACAAUCUCCAUUCGCACGGACCUUCGCCGACCAGUCACGGGCCGUCGGGCAAACCCAGCUGAAGGCAUCAUCGUAUGUGAACAGUAAAUCCACAGAUGUACAAAUCUUAGAUCGUAAGUUAAUCUACCGCGCUAAAUAGCAAUAAUAAUAGUAGGUAUACAUUCUGACGACGUUAACUGCGUGUAUUUCUGGUGGUGCGCGACAAUUUGGGAUGCGCAAAAUUUUGUCCUGAAAGAGCGAAGCGUACGAAAGACACAUGACCGGAAGAAGAAGAAGAAGAAGAAAAAAAGAAAGAAAGGGAGAGAGAGAGAGAGAGAGAGAGAGAGAGAGAGAGAAAGAGAGAGAAGGAGAAAAAGAAAAGGAAACGGAGAGCGGGUAUUGUGAGAAAUCGCGUCCAAAGAGGUUUCCGAUCGGAAUCGUUCAGCCACUUCCUACUGUGUUUUCUAUUGCGUUUUCUAAGAAAGAAACGGACCGAUUCCGAUCGGAAAGUCUUCCCGGACAGUUCCAUGACACCUGGCUGGAUCAUUCGUUAACGAUCGAUCUCGACGCGUAAUUGGUGCGCGAGUAGUUCGCGAGGAGCUGCGGCGAACGACGGCGCUGACCGCAUCACUCGCACGACUUUCCUAUUUCUUCAGCGUACCACUGUUGAGACCACUGUCGCAGCGUGUACUGUUAUACAGCAAUGAUAUUGAAUGCAACCUAUUUCAAAGCUAAUUUAAUGUAUAUUCUACUCUAAUCUUAUACAUAAAGAAAAAAAAGAACGGAGAAUAACCUAAAUGUACAAGACGAGCACUGCCUUUCGCCAACAAGAGCUGUGAAGUAGGUUGAUCGCAAUGAGACGGUUUCUAGCGAACGCAUUGAUCGUUUUAACUUCGUUUUGUCCAUCUCCCCCAUCGCCCUCAUCUCGAAUCGCUCAUCUUAGUCCAAUUUUAGUCGACUCGACCGAUACUUUUUUUUUGUUUUUUUUAUCUCAUCGACAUCGCUGAAUAGAUUUCUCGAGGAAUGCAAGGAUAUUGUGCCAUUGUUUGAUCUGGACAGGAAAUAAACAGAGACACAAUAUUCCGGCCAUGAUCGUCGUAUGAUUUUGCGGCCAAUAAUAUUCUCACGUGGACACGCGAGAGAAAGACAAGUUCAGACCUCUCUACGAUUCUGCAUAUAUGCAAAAAAUUUGUACGUUAGAGUGUUUGUGAUCAGUGGAACAAUUUAAUUGAAUAAAUCUUAUCAAUUCGUUCAUAAAUAAACCAAAACGUCAACGGAAGCGAUUGCAAUGUUACCGAGUUGUCUCUCACUGUUAUGCGCAUUGUAAUUUACGCGGUGACUUUUGUUUCAUGACGAAGAGAAAUUCGGAUCCUUUUCGGACCCUCCCGAGUCGAGUCACGCGAGUCAGGAAAUGGCAUUCGGAAAAGACAAGAUCGAACCACGGCACAAAUCUUGAUUAUGUGAAUACUUCAAGAAAACUUGUGAAUACUUGCGGCACAUGUUAUACAUGUAUAUGUGUAUGUAUUGAUCGCGAUACGUGAGUAAUCGUCUAAAGUAUAGGGACGCACGAUCGUAUAAAGGCGGAACUAUGUUGCUUAAGAACGAUGUAUAUGCUUGUGUAUAUCCGAAAUCGAAAUUAAUCCGUUUGCUGCGCAUCUCGCGAUGACACAACAGCCGUUAAAUUUUCUAUCCACACCGAUGCAGUUUGAGGAAGAAAGAGAAAGGGAGAAAGAGAGAGAGA